This is a messenger RNA of Saccostrea echinata, 1536 nucleotides long. RefSeq names its product protein phosphatase 1 regulatory subunit 36-like. The coding region runs from base 59 to 1393 and encodes 444 amino acids. The record is from RefSeq and is a predicted model, not a curated record. Gene Ontology annotation, molecular function: phosphatase binding. Lineage: Eukaryota; Metazoa; Mollusca; Bivalvia; Ostreida; Ostreidae. The transcript has 17 exons. Gene Ontology annotation, biological process: negative regulation of phosphatase activity.
UGCUAUGUACAAUAUGGAGGCAAAGUGGUAGAGUUGAAAAGCAUGAAGUAAAAAAAAAAUGUCGAAAACUGUUGAUGAACAUGUAUCGGGACUGCUUCCAGUUGUUCCUGGAAAAUGGAUAUGGAAAGAAGAAACAAAAUCAUUGGACUUUGUCAGUGCAAAUCCAAUGGCAGAGAGGGACAGAAAGAAAAGAACAAGGGAAGGAAACAAAUUAAAAGAUAGGGUAGCCUCCAGUGUGGCACGAGGUGGAUACAAUAGAGGUCAAACCCGCAGAAAUACCACAAAAUCUCCACACCCUCCUAUAAAACAAACAACAGAACAUUCCACAGUCACACUGGACGAUGUCAAGGGAGUUGCGUACAGCCUAAUAUCAGAUGGAGAAAAUCUGUCAGACACAUUUGAAGGAAUAUUUCACACAGACCAAUUUGAUAAUUUCCUACUACACCUACUGAGCUAUUUUCAUUGUUUCUUUGAUAAACUUCACCAGGAACAUAAAAUAAACACAACAACAUACAUAGAACCCAGUAAAUCAGAAAAAGAAGCUUAUGAAGUAGCUUGUGCUAAGCUGAAGGUAGCUCAUCGUUUGUUGGGUCAGUCGUACUGUCUGCUGGUGUUAGGUCUGGGACUGGAGACCGUUCAUCAUAUGGCCUGUGGAGGAUCACGAGUCUCAUCUACCCUGAAAGAUAGGAGCAUGUUUGAGACACUUUAUUCAUUCUGUGCAUACUUUGUAUGGAUUGCAUUCAAAAAGAAGGAAUAUGAAAAUAUCAGGAAAGAAGUCGGAAGAUUGCUGAGAUCUGAUACAUUCAACCCUGCCAUUAGAGUCAAAAAUGCUCCUGAUGAGAAAGAUCUGAAAGAUAAAAAAGACAAAGAAAACAAAGAAGAGAAGAAAUUAACGCCAGCGGAAUACCGAAGGCUGCAUCCGAAGCGGCCAGCCAUCAAAUCAAUAAUACAUCAGAGAUCCCCUGCUAUUGUAGCAGUCUUGCCAUCUCCAAAAGAGGAAGCCCAUUGGCUGUUUAAAAUGAGAAAUGCAUUACCACCAAGUGAGCUGGAGAAGAUUGGACGAGGAGAGGAUGAGGAAGAGGAAGAGGUGUUAGAGGAAAAUCAAAUUUACCUCAAUAAAAAAAACAUCAAAAUUGGGAUUAUUGGUGAACCCCUGGCCAUGUUUAACCUUCAAACACUGUCUCCUCUGGGGGCUGACAAUGAAGAUGAGGAAAACGAAGAGGAGGGAGAAAAGCCCCCCCAUGUGGAAGAGACAUCAGGAGAAACAGUUCCUCCAGAUGGGCUGAAGCAACGACAAAGGUUGCUUAGCAACAUGUUUACAAUGUUUGAGCAGAGAGUCAGCAGACAACAAACAGCAGUGUCCACUGCCACACUAGACGCAGAGGAAUCAUAACAACAAAUAAUUAGGACAUUAAUUAAUUAACACUUAAAGAAAGGACAAAUAAUUUACAAUCCAUUUGAAUGUUCAGUGAUUGUGCACUUGCACAGUGAUUUCACACAUGUACGUGUAUUUGAAUAAAUUGUACAUCAAAGUUA